AUGCAACUCAGCCAUCUCACCAGCCUAUUCGCUGUAGCAGCAUCUGCCGCAGCGCAGACUGUCCUACCGCCAAAAACAGAGCCAACCGCUCCUGGGUCGGUAUGGCUAUACACCGCAUUUGUGGAUUGCGAACCCACGCUCUUUGAAAUGCAAACUCCAAAGGGCAUUCGAAAAGCAAUUCCUAUCAUCGGCGGCAACUUCACAGGCCCUCAUCUCUCCGGAAAAGUCCUCGAUCUCGGAGCAGAUUGGGGUCUUACAGAUCCUCAGACAGGGCUCUUCUCUGCGGAUACAAGAUAUAAUCUCCAAACGUACGAUGGCGCGAAUCUCUUUUUGCAGACGAUUGGGAAUAAGAAUCCUGAUGGAACUUCACACCUGCGAGUCAUCAUUGAGACUGGUGACCCGAAGUAUUACUGGUUAAACAACCUCGUCGCGUUCGGGCUUUUGCAGAGAGUAUCUACAAGCGAGACGUAUUUUACGCUGAGGAUUGAUGUGUGGCAUCUCGAAGGACCAAGUUACAAUGGAACCUUUUUAAAUGGCACGACUUAUGGAAUCUGA
Molecule: messenger RNA, 555 nt
Organism: Cercospora beticola
Lineage: Eukaryota; Fungi; Ascomycota; Dothideomycetes; Mycosphaerellales; Mycosphaerellaceae
Product: DUF3237 domain-containing protein
Source: RefSeq, a predicted model, not a curated record